Anolis carolinensis (green anole) is the source of this 5255-nucleotide messenger RNA. It is a transcript of the gene kctd19, whose product is annotated as potassium channel tetramerization domain containing 19. Bases 141 to 2909 code for a protein of 922 amino acids. The transcript is spliced from 16 exons. Lineage: Eukaryota; Metazoa; Chordata; Lepidosauria; Squamata; Anolidae. The record is from RefSeq and is a predicted model, not a curated record.
CUUGCAUGGAGGCCGCGGGCCCUUUUGUUGCCUAGCAACCAGCUUGGCGUGGGUUGGGAAGCGGGGCGCGAGCCGAAGCCGUUGAGGAGGAAGAGGAGGAGGAAGCAGGAAGCAUCGCCUUCCUCGCCGCCCCCGUCUCCAUGGAGGAGAGCCGAGUGGAAGAGGAGGAGGAUGAAGAGGAGGAGAAGGAGGAAGAGGGAGAAGGAGCGGAGGCGGCGCGGCCUUUGGCGCUGAGCGUGGGCGGCUGGGGCUUCUCCCUCCCGCGGAGCAAGCUGGCCCCGCUGCCCUGGAAGGAGGAGGCCGAGGAGGAGGAGGAUGAGGAGGAGGAGGAGGAAGGAGAUGGAGGAGGAGGAGGAGGAGGAGGAGGGGGGCGGCGGCUCUUCCUGGACGCGGACGGGCUGGCCUUCCGCCACCUGCGCGCCUCCCUCCGCGCCCCGCUCCACGGCCCCGCCCACGCAAACCACGCCCUCCUCCAGGAGCUGGCCCACAGGCUCCGCCUACAGCCACGCCCCCUCCAGACUCUGGACAACUUGAAGGAAGGGAAGCACAACCUGCGCAUCCGGCCGUCCGACAUCCCGAUCGCAGAAAGGGCCUCCAUGAAUUACUGGCGGACCAGGAAAUGCAUCAGCAAGCCGCCCGAGCUCCCCCCGAAAAACCCAGCCUUGACUGGGUUGCAGGAGAAGGCUCCCCUGGGCUUGAUGGACACCCCGCUUCUGGACACCGAGGAGGAAGUGCAUUACUGCUUCCUGCCGCUGGAUUUGGUGGAGAAACACCCUGCUUUGGUCAACGACGACAACCUGCUGUGGCUUUCGGACAACGCUGCUCUGGUCGAGUGUGAAAAUAGUGAAUUCCGCUUCAUUGCGAAUUUCCUCCGCUCGGAGAGGCUUCUUCUGCCGGACGACUUCUCCCACCUGGACGCCCUGGAAGCGGAAGCGGAAGCCCUGGACAUCCCGGAGAUCAACGAAGCCCUGAAGGCCCACAAGGCGCUCCUUGGCCUGGCUUCAGAGGAGGAGGCCACUGGCAUCCAGGUUGGGCUCCCAAAGGGCAGAGCGGUCCGUCCGUCCUGCAGCGCCCGGGGCCCCAAGGGCCGCCCCCUGGCCCUGUUCCCAAUGGCGCUGGGCCUGCUGGUCAAGUACCCGGACUCGGCCCUGGGCCAGCUCCACAUGGAGGGCAGCCUGGACAGGAGCCGGCUCUACGUCUCCGGGAACGGAGUCCUCUUCCAGCACGUCAGGAACUGGUUGGGGAUCUGCCGGCUCCCGCUGACGCGAACCAUGUCUGAGCUCCCAGAACUCUGUGCCUAUUUGGAUCAGAUGGAUGUCACCUAUGAGCCGAUGAAGGAAGCUUUGAAGAUAUAUUUGAAACAAGGGAUGCCCACGGACACUAGAGUAAGGGAGGCAAACUGGGCAGCGGAUGUGACCGCCUUUUCGCCCCUUCAUAUUGUCAAAGUGUACGCGGGGAGCCAUUGGUACGCCACCUACUUACAGACGUUAUUGAAGUUUCCGGAGCUGCUGUCCAACAGCAAAAAGGCCAUUUGGAUCGCUUUCGGACACAGUCUUCUCAUCCACGGUGACGGGAAAAUGUUUCGGCACAUUCUCAACUUCUUUCGCCUCGGGAAGCUGUUCUUGCCAGUGGAAUUUAAGGAAUGGGCUCUUCUGCGCCAGGAAGCGGCGGAGUUCCAGAUCCCUUCUCUUCUGGAGGCCCUCCACCAACAUGAAGGCUACAGGCUGUGGCUGCAGCAACGUGAAGGUCUGAGGGAAGCCCCUCUGCCGCAGAGCCUGGAGCCGGAGAAGGAACAGCGGCCUGGAGGAGACCCCCAGGAGCCCCCGCAGGUGUCUGUGCCCGGUCCCUGGAGCCGAGGGAGAGACGGCCUGGAGCGGCGGGCGAGCGCCAGGGAGAGCGGAGUUCGGCCGACCCGGCUCUCUCCAGCCAAGGCGGUCAAGCGCCAGAGCAGCAGCAGGGAAGGCCCCGCUCCCUCCUCCGGCGAAGGCCAGGCCCCAGAGAGCCCCCCGCGGAAGAGGCCGGCCAAGGGCGGCGGGGCCAGGCGGGCCACGGGCAGCGAGACCCCCAUCCAGAGGCUCAUCUCCCUGGUCCAGGGAUGGGACAUGGUGGCCCCGGCAGAGGAGAAGGCGGAGGAGGAGGAGGAAGGGCCCAGGAGGAGGACCCCCUGCAGCCUCGGGGUCCCGGCCACCCUGCAAAACGGCCUCAAGGCUGCACCGGCUGCACAGGAAAGCUCUCUCAAAGCCGGGCAGUGCACAACGGGGGCUCCUGAGUCUCAGCCUGGCAAGGCGGCUGCCGAGAUGCGUCCCUCGCAGGGAGAAGCUGCAGGCGGAGGAGGGUCAAAGGGCCCCAAAGAGAUGGAGAAAGGGCCCGUCUCCUUUGAGCCCCGGGGCCAGAGCGGCCUGAUCCUGAAAGUGGCGCACCCCCCGAUGGUGGCAUGUGAUGGGUCCUGCGUGUCCCACGAAGGGAGCCUCCUCUACGCGGCCUCCCUGGAGGGCCUCCAGCUGCCCAGCACCCUCACAGAGUCCCGGCCCCAAGAUAUCGUCUUCCUGAGCCUCCCGCUGUCCCAGGAGGAGAUCUUCUACGGGCGCAGCUGCCACGUCUUCCUCACCGACCUCAUCCUGGAGUCCAUCCGGCAGAAGGACCCCAAGGGCACCACCGCCAGGAUACAGAUCCUGGUGCAGAGGCUCUGGGGCCUGCAGAUCUCAGCCGGGGAGUUUGUGGCCGACCUGCUGCACUUGCCCCCCUUCAAGGCCGGCAACGGCGCCUGCCAAAGACUGGCCAAGUGGGUUGAGUUUUCCCUGCCGUUCGCCUGGAAGUACAGUUCCUGCAUGGAGCUCCUGGUGAAAAAGGGGUAUUUUCAAUCGCUCUCACAUUUUGUCAUUGGGAAGUAUUUGCAGAGCUCUGAAUAAAAUAUUGAGACAAUCCAAAGAUUAGAAGAAACCUCUUUUAUUAAGUCAAACUUUUAAAAACGGCGUCGGCAUUGGAGACGCAAUAAGUAAACAACAACAGUCUCCCCUGAGGGAUUUCAUGUAAGACGCUCGUUGCCUUUCCGUUUCCAGGAAUCCCUUGAGUUAGAGCAAAGGGCCCCCCAAAGUCAUUCAUGCCCAUAAAUCCGCAUUGUAGAGCUUUAUAGUAUUAAAUUCUUACAAGAGAGACAAGGCCGCCGGGAGGAAAAAAUCCAGCGUAUUAAAUAAAUGUACAAAACAAGGGCCCGUAUUCGCAGUGGCGGGGCUUAGGGGCAAAUGGGCAUUUGGUUACGAAACCUGAGGAGAGGAGCGCAGCCAAAGCAAAAUGGCAACGGCUGCAGGGUUUGCCAUUUGCAGGGAAAGCGCCAAGGCAAGUGGGUCACCCUGGCGCUGAGGAAUCCGCUAACGAAGGGAGUCGUAAUUGGAAGGACAAGGAAAUACAUUAUUACCCCCUCAAACAUCAGGCGAAGGCAAAACAAAGAGAACUGGCCUGGAGAACAAGGUUCAGCGGACAGAGAACACAACGGGGACUCUGCACCAUGAAAAUAAAUACUUCCUUCUGUGUUUAGGACACUUCAAACAUGUGCAACUUCUGGAAUGAGAACAACAACAAAGGGAGACCAUUUGCGCUUCUUUGGAGAGUGGUCUCUGCCCCCACCUUCCAACCAGUGCCCCUCACAAAGGGCACGAGUCUGGCCCGGGAGGCAUGGGCCCCUCUGUACCCAACGGUCAACGGGAGGGGCUGGUCAAGCGGGCAGUGGGUGGCUGCUCCUCCAGAUGCCUCUGAGAGGCUGAAGACAUUCAGACCUGCAAGACAAGGGUCAUCUAUGGGGUCAGGAGUCCCGUAGAUCAAACAAUCCGAGUCAAACACAGUAAAGGCAGUCCGGUAGAGAAAGCUAGUCAGAACAAAGAUUCCUCAGCUGCUACUGCAAUAGCGGCGGAUUAGAAGAACUGAGGCACUGGCUAUAUAUACUCUAUGGGGAGAGUGGGCGGGGCUACUGCCAAAAAGUGUCAAAAAAGAUUUCUAGAAGAUUCCGAAGCUGCCUGCACAGGCGCAGGAAAUACCAUAUGUGCGAAUUUCACAGUUGACCACAAAGGAGAAAUGGUAUGUGUGUGGUUCAGAAGAAUGAAGUUUGUAGAAAGUUAAAAAAAGGAAGAUUGAGAUAGGAGAUAGAGGGGGAAUUGGAGGUUUUGAGAAGAGGUUCCUCAGGUGUUUUGGACUGCAACUCCCACCACUCCUAACAGGCAGUAGGCUGUUGAAGUCCAAAACACUUGGAGGGUCAAAGUUGGCCCAGGCCUGCUCUAAAGCUCACUCUGCCAGUCUCUGCUAGACAAAACAAAGCACAGCAGGGAUCUUAGAGAGGCAACCAAGAAGGAUGAAAAGUAUCUAGAUUGGAAUGGAAAAGAUACUACUCACCCAACCUCAACAGCGACUUGCCUUGUACCCCAAAAGGAGGGCUGCGCCAGGGUCUCUUUUGAGCACUUACCGCGGAGACAUACUGGCUCUUGAGGCGGGGGGCCUGGUCCGGAGGCAUGGGCCGGGGGAGGAGUGGCCCGGUGGGGCCCUCGGGGCCGCUCUCCUGGGAGGGGGUGGAGGCGCAGCAGCCGCUGUCGGAGCCACUGGAACCGCUGGCGGACGGAGGACCCUGCGAGGAGGAGCUAGAGCUCUCUGUAGCUGCAGAAGAAGAAGAGAAGUUACAGGAGACAAGAUACACGGAGCAGAGGACUCCAAGGUCAUGAUAAACAGCAGGUGGGAAAGGGACACCCCUGCCUUGUCCCUUUGUUUAUCUUCAUGCUGGUUGAACAUUGCCUGUUUAUUAUGAUUUUAGUUCAUUUUUGUGAAUAAAUCACUCUUACAACAUUUAUAAAAUAAAAUCCUGCAUCCAUUUCCCUCAAAAUGUCAGUUAUACAAAACCAAUUGAUGUUAUCAAAUGCUUUCUCUGCGUCUAGGAACAGGAAAGCAUUGAUUGUUUUUAUCGUAAUACUCGAUUGAAUUCAUAUAGUCCUGAUGUUCUCUUUCGUAUGUCUUCUGGGUAAGAAUCCCGUUUGAUCUUCCUCUGUUCUAUCCAUUAUCUCCUUUAACCUUGCUGCAAGAAUACCGGAAAAUAUUUUAUAGUCUGAAUUUAAUAGUGAAAUCCGUCUAUAGUUUUUAACCUGAGUAUUAUCUGCAUUUUCCUUGGGUAGCAUUACUAUAUUUGCACUUUUCCAGGGUUCUGGUAGUUUCUUUUCUUCUAGGAUUGUUCUAAUGUAAUUCUAAAAUCUUAAAUAAAAAUAUAUUUUAAAAAAUUA